UUUGUUUUUAUUUAAGUUUUUAUUUUAUUUUAUUUUCUUUCUUUAAGGGCAAUACAAAUAUCAUUCCACUAUUAUAUGCUUAUUCUUGCAAAUUAUUUAAAAUGCAAUUUAUGUAUAAACUGUGUGCAAAUUAUGUCAUUUUUAUUUUCUUCUUCUUAAAGGGGGUACAAAUGCCACUAAUUCAUUAUUUCUUAAACAACUUCAUUUUUAAUUUUUGUGUGUGUAAGUAUACGUGCAAGUAUUAUACAAUAUGUUUGUAAAUUAUAGUAGAUUGUGAAAAUUGUACUAUUAUGUGUUUAUUCUUUGCAUAUUACCAAAAGUGUGAUAUGAAUGUAAUGUUGUCCGCAAGUUUUUUUUAUUUUCUUUAUUCUUAAAGUGCAAUACGAAUGCUAGUAAUAUAUUCUUCUCCGAAAGCUUUAUUAUUUUACUCCUCUAAUGUUUUUUGAGGAAUUGGUUAGAGAUGUUGUAAGCCUCUAACUUGAGGCCGUCGGCGUAAGCAGAUAUACUGGUAGUGCAAAAACUCAGGGUUCCUUGCAAUGACACACUAAGUGAGAACGCAUUGUAUAGAGGCUAUGGUUGGCGUGCCUUAGCGUACGAACUAGGAGCUUUCGACUUGAAGCAACAAGUCACCCUUGGAAAUUCUGUAGAGAUAAUAUUUGAUAUACAGCCUGCCCAAACUAAUCAUCCUUGGAGCACAUGGCGCCACAGAAGGUUAUUCCCUUGGUGCAUAUUGUAUCCUCUGGCAGUUUAUGGGAUAAUUGCCUUCCCCUGAAACUUGUUCUUCGUGAUAGAUUCAUGGCAUGUUACACUGGACGCCAAUCAUGAACGAUUGAAUGGCCUCGACGACAUCUAUUUCCUUCCCCCUUUUUUCUGCAUUGAUUGGUUCGUUUAGCCGCGUCUGAAUCAGUUGAUAACUGAGGCGGUUGUAAUGAGAUGGUAGUUAGCACAUGCCUGUGCAUAUAGAUAACAGGUUGUCACAAGUCGACAUGCACCCAAGACUACGUAACCGGCCGGCCCGCAUAUGUAUAAAUACAAGGAUUGCAAGGACAAAUCCACAUCAUCCGUUCAUUUCGUCGACAUAGAUAUUGCUAGUACUGAAACAUUCUUGUCCGUAGCCAUUUAAUUGGAGCUUAGUUCGAUCGUGCAACUGGUUGAGGUCCAUGGCGGUCAGGUUUUUGCUGCUCCCUCUGGCCCUGCUGGCUCUCGCAGCUAGCUCGGCAGCGGUGGCUAACCUAGAGAUCGGCUUCUACAGCAAGACAUGCCCAGACGCCGAGAAGAUCGUCCGCGAGGAAAUGAUCAAGAUCAUCGCCGCCGCGCCCAGCCUCGCUGGUCCGCUCCUCCGGCUCCAUUUCCACGACUGUUUCGUCAGGGGUUGUGACGCAUCUGUCCUCCUCGAAUCCACCGAAGGCAACGUGGCGGAGAAGGACGCCAAGCCGAACAAGAGCCUGCGAGGGUUCGGCUCCGUGGAGCGGGUGAAGGCCAAGCUCGAGGCCGCGUGCCCGGGCAUCGUCUCCUGCGCUGACGUGCUCACCCUCAUGUCCCGCGACGCCGUCGUGCUGGCCAAGGGCCCCUUCUGGCCAGUGGCGUUGGGAAGGAGAGACGGAAGGGUGUCCAGUGCCACGGAGGCCAGUAACGAGCUGCCCCCGGCCUCCGGCGACGUCCCUCUGCUCGCCAAGAUCUUUGCCUCCAAGGGCCUCGACCUCAAGGACCUCGUCGUGCUCUCCGGCGCCCACACGCUCGGCACGGCGCACUGCCCGUCUUUCGCUGACCGGCUCUACAACAGCACCGGCGCCGGCGAGAACGGUGCCUAUGGCGUCGUCGACUCGUCUCUGAACAGCGAGUACGCCGACAAGCUAAGGCUCAAGUGCAAGAGCGUUGAUGACCGUACUAUGCUGUCGGAGAUGGACCCCGGGAGCUUCAAGACCUUCGACACCAGCUACUACCGCCACGUCGCCAAGCGGAGGGGCCUCUUCCGCUCCGACUCCGCGCUCCUCUUCGACGACACCACCAGGGACUACGUCCAGCGCAUCGCCACCGGCAAGUUCGACGGCGAGUUCUUCAAGGACUUCAGCGCGUCCAUGAUCAAGAUGGGCGACGUCGGCGUGCUCACCGGGGCCGAGGGAGAGAUCAGGAAGAAGUGCUACGCCCCAAAUUAGCAUUCGUUGAUUCUUAAUUAGUUGUUGUAACUGCACUGCAUCUCUGUCUGAUAUUAUCCACUGUAGUGUGAUGUAUUAUUGUCAAUGGUAUUUAGUAAAUUAUUUCUUCGCCAAGGUCCAUGGGCGCAGCUACAUGCUACAUAAAUGGAUGUAUGGCAGUACUGUUUUCUUGUGUCAUUGUGUGCUGCGCACAUAAACCUAACUGAUCAAGGAUAACAAGUCAUCUUUAGCGGAAUGAAAGAGAUAAGUCCACUUAGGAUAGUAAGUCGAUCACUGUUUCGAAGUUCAGGGUUGAGUCUUAAACAUAGUGGUAAGUUGAAAGUUGUAGAGUGGACUUAUCUCUAACGAAAAUAUAAUCCUUAUAAAAAAAUGAACCUUGCCUGAAAAACCAAACGAGUAUAAUCCAAUUUAAUUUGGAAACCCUGAACCUCUUGGUUGUAGGUUUAUGCACCUAACCAGUUCACACAUCAGUCCAAACUGAUGGAGGGAGGUGGGCAAUAUAUUCAACACUCCCCCUCACGUCUAGACUAUUUUAGUCCUUAGACGUGGGAUCGAUGUAGGUCGCAGAAUCAUUUUAUUUAAUACUGCGUUGGUAGGGUUUUGAAGAGUAAAUUGCAAAAAAAAAAAACCACAAUUGGGGACCCUAAAUCAAAAAACCACCACUAUUCUUUUUUUUUCAAAAACCCACCACAAUUGUGUUGACAGUUUGCAAAAAACGCUGAUUGAACGGUUAGAGUCGUUUAAUGCAAAAUCUGACUGGUGGGUCCCACUGUCAGGUGCCAUGUGGCCAGCAGAAUAGACGGCAGAAACGGACGUUAAACAGCAGGUCAACCGAGAACUCUGCCUCCUUGGCAUUUUGCCAAACAUGUAGUAGGCACACCAGAUUGGCAGCCCGAUGCAUUACUACAUGGUUGACCCACCGCUGUCGAGCGCACGCCACCGUCCGUCGGAGUCGCCGCCGAACGCCUAGUCUCCGCGCUCGACCUUUCUCUUCCUCCGUGCGCCGCCACGCCCUCUGUCCCUCCUCUGUGCUCUCUCGCAAGUUGCAGUGGCGCUCCACCGCGCCCUGUCGCCGCCCAUUCAUGGAGCUCGUGGCCAACGGCCGAGUCUCACAACGCCGUCAUGUCAGCUAGCCCCGCCACGGUAUCCUCCCUCUUCGCACAAAAUGAAUUUGACUAGGCUGUCCGGAAUCGGCCUUGUCAUGGCCGUAAUCUCCACCCCUGACCACACCCCGCCACCGCCCGAACUCGACCUCCGGCGAGCCCCAGCCCUCGCCGUCGCCCCCAGUGGAUGUGCGUCAACACGUUGGUGCCGCAGAGCAUCUUCAGGACGAGCCCUGCGACCUCCUGCCACCUCCCAGUGUCGCCUUGAUCUGGCAGUCGCCGCCGCCGCGCCCAAGGCCAUCGUCCUCGAGCUCCCCUGCGACACCCACGUUGACUACAAGACAGCUGUGGGUCGGGGGCCGGUGGAUUGCCGGUGUCUGCGAGCCAGGACUGAGGCGGCGGGAGAGUUUUCUCACGGGCCGGCGCAGCAGAGUGGGUGGCCGUGUCGCGGCGGCGCAGGCCCUGUGCCCGGCGGCAAGGAGAAGGGUGGUGGCGGGGGCUAGGGGAGGUCGGGGACGCGUGGAUCGCUAGCAAGGGGGCAGGGGUGCCCUGGAUGCCGGAGCACGGAUCUCGCCGGAGUACAAGCUCUCCUCGCUGUCGUCCGUCGCUGCCACAACCGCUCAUUCGUUCUUCUCACCUUUUUCUUUUAUUCAUUUUGUUUCAAUGACACACGGACCCCACCUGUCAGCUCGGUUAGACAAUAACAUCCGUCUCUUCAGGGACGUUACUAGGUGCCACAUCAGCUGAAUUAUGGGUCCCCCUGUUCAGAUUCCGCAUCAAUGGCUGUUUAUUCGUGUUAUUAGUGCUUUCUGCAAACUGUCACCUAGAAACCGGAUUUUUUUUGUAAAAAAAACGAAUGGUGGUAGUUUUUUGAUUUAGGGUCCACAAAUGUGGUGGUUUUCUGCAAUUUACUUGGUUUUGAACUCAA
Aegilops tauschii subsp. strangulata is the source of this 4187-nucleotide messenger RNA. Its product is annotated as peroxidase 1-like. The record is from RefSeq and is a predicted model, not a curated record. Gene Ontology annotation, molecular function: heme binding; peroxidase activity. Gene Ontology annotation, biological process: hydrogen peroxide catabolic process; response to oxidative stress. NCBI's taxonomy places the organism in Eukaryota, Viridiplantae, Streptophyta, Magnoliopsida, Poales, Poaceae.